AUGGUUGUGGAUAAUGAGUUAUUCCCUGAACCAGAAAAUGAAAUACAAGUUGUAGUUGAUGACAGAAUUGAUGAGGGGAUGGAAUUUCCAGACAAGACCGCUUUUAAGAAACAUCUCAGAAAAUACUGUGUAUCUACUAGGACAGAAUGCAGGUUUAGUAAGAGUGAUAAUAUUAGAAUCAAGGCUGUGUUAAAGGCUUUGGAGAGCCCAUUCUAUGUCCGUGAAUUUGUAGCUCAACAUGUGAUCAACAAGCUAAGGGAGUCACAUGGAAAGAAUGUACCUAAACCUUCUGAGAUUGCUGCCGAGUUUUGGACAAGCCACAACACCUUGAUCCCGUAUCACGUUGCAUGGAAGGCUAGAAACAAUGUGUUGGAGAGGAUAAACGGAAGCUUUGAUGAGAGUUUUAGACUCAUACCAAGUCUGUGUGAAAUGAUCAAAAGGACUAAUCCCGGAUCAAUUGCUACUUUCACUUACGGAAGAGACAAUCGCUUUGAAUCUGUGACCAUAUCUUUUGAUGCCCCAAUGAGGGGUUUUAUAAAUGGUUGUAGAAAUGUGGUUGGGCUGGAUGGUUGUCACCUGAAGGGAAAGUAUGGUGGAUGUCUACUAUCUGCCACUGCUCUUGAUGGGCAGAAUGGAUUGGUUCCUUUGGGUAUCAUGGUUUGUAUAAACGAGUGUGCGGAGAACUGGUUCUUGUUCUUGAAUAAUCUCAAGCAUAGAUUGGCUGAUCAUCCCGUUGAGCCAAUCAACUUCAUAUCUGAUAGACAGAAGGGUUUGAGAGACGCUGUCCAAAAGCACAUGUAUGCAAACUUCAAAAUGCACUACAAGGGAUCUAAACUACACACACUAUUCUGGAAUGCUGCUAGAGCUUAUAAGCCUAAACACUUUCAGGCACACAUGGAUAGUAUGAUGUCAGAGAAUGUUAGUGCUUGUCAGUAUUUGAUGGGCGAGGAUCCUAAAAGCUGGUGCAGGGCCUUUUUUGACCACAAGAGCGCUUGUGAACACUUGAGUAACAACUUUUCUGAAAGUUUCAAUAACAUGAUAACCAACAUUAGGGAGAAACCUGUCUGCAAGCUAGUUUUGAUGUAUGGACAGCUGGUGAUGGGGCUGUUUUACAAGAGAAGAAAUGCUUGUGUUGGAUGGGAUUCUGGGGAUUUGGUUCCUACUGCCAAAAAAUUAUUGAAGAAGAUGUUUAAGAAAACAGGGGAAUAUAAGGUAGAAGGAGGUUGCUGGCAAGCUUUAUGA
This is a messenger RNA of Papaver somniferum (opium poppy), 1242 nucleotides long. RefSeq lists its product as uncharacterized. NCBI's taxonomy places the organism in Eukaryota, Viridiplantae, Streptophyta, Magnoliopsida, Ranunculales, Papaveraceae. The record is from RefSeq and is a predicted model, not a curated record. The transcript has 6 exons. The coding region runs from base 1 to 1242 and encodes 413 amino acids.